UCUUCCCACAAACUGAGCUCAAGUACCAUGAGAGACCCAAGUAGGGGCCCUACUGUACAUGCUCUGACACUAAGUGUAGCCAAGAGACAAAGUAAAAUAACAAGAAGAAAAAACUAUGCAGUAAAACAAAAUAUAUUUUAGUAACUUUCAUAUAUAAAGUAUGCAACACAAAAUAAAACGUCAUAAAGAUGUCUUAAUUAAGAGAAAGAGACAAAAAGUAAUGGCAUUAUACAGCUAUAUAGUGAACAUGUACAAGUAUAUGACUGUACCGCCCAAAACUUUCCUUUAAAUUCUCUUCUCUACUCUCUCUUUUUUUCUUGAGAGUUCUCUAAACCUCAAGUUUACCUCUACUCCUCCAUAUCAUCCUCCCUAUCAGUCUUUUCAGUUAUUCUCAAUAAAUUAAAAAUGGGAUUGACCUCAUCCUUAAGAAGAAAUAACAAGAGUUUCCUCAGAAUCUUCAUGAUCUUGGUUCUAAGCUGUAUACCAGGUAGAACCAAUCUUUGUUCCAAUCAUUCUGUUACCACCCCAAUAGAUUUACCUCCAGAUAUUCGUUCCUCAUUAGACUCACUAGAUUUGGAGGGCUACAUAAGCUUCAAUGAUGUCCACAACGCGUCCAAGGACUUUGGCAACAGAUACCAGUUACCACCUCUGGCAAUUCUCCAUCCAAGGUCAGUUUCUGAUAUCUCAACAAUGGUGAGGCAUAUUGUACAUCUUGGCUCGACCUCAAAUCUUACAGUAGCAGCCAGAGGCCAUGGUCACUCGCUUCAAGGACAAUCUUUAGCUCAUCAAGGUGUUGUCAUCAACAUGGAGUCACUUAGAAGUCCUGAUAUCAAGAUUCACAAGGGGAAACAGCCGUAUGCUGAUGUCUCAGGUGGUGAAUCAUGGAUCAAUAUUCUAAGGGAGACACUAAAAUACGGUCUUUCACCAAAGUCAUGGACUGACUACCUUCAUCUCACUGUUGGAGGUACUCUAUCUAACGCUGGAAUCAGUGGUCAAGCCUUCAAGUAUGGACCCCAAAUCAACAACGUUUACCAGCUAGAAAUCAUCACAGGGAAAGGAGAAGUCAUGACAUGUUCUGAGAAGCAAAACUCUGAACUUUUCUACAGUGUUCUUGGAGGGCUUGGACAGUUUGGCAUAAUCACCAGGGCAAGGAUAGCUCUUGGACCAGCACCACAUAUGGUAAAAUGGAUCAGGGUACUCUAUUCAGACUUCUCUGCCUUUUCAAGAGACCAAGAACAUUUGAUUACCAAGAAGAAUGGUUUCGACUAUGUUGAAGGGUUUGUGACAGUAAAUCGAACUGACCUCCUCGAUAACUGGAGGUCAUCAUUUAGUCCCAAUGAUUCCAUAGGAGCAAGCCAGUUCAAGUCAGAAGGGAAAACUCUGUACUGUCUAGAAGUUGUGAAAUAUUUCAUCUUAGAAGAAGCUAACUCUACUAAUCUGGAAGUGGAGAAGUUACUUUCAGAGUUGAGUUAUAUUCCAUCUACUUUGUUCUCAUCUGAAGUGCCAUACAUUGAGUUUCUGGACCGUGUGCAUAUAGCUGAGAUAAAACUGAGAGCAAAGGGGUUAUGGGAGGUUCCACAUCCCUGGCUGAAUCUCCUGAUUCCCAAGAGCAGCAUUUUUGAAUUUGCCACAGAAGUUUUCAACAACAUUCUCACAAGCAACAACAACGGUCCUAUCCUUAUCUAUCCAGUCAAUCAAUCUAAAUGGAAUAAGCAUACAUCUUUGAUCACUCCAGCUGAAGAUAUCUUCUACCUCGUGGCCUUUCUACCCUCUGCAGUGCCAAAUCCUAACUCAAGGACAAGUAACUUAGAGUACCUUUUGAGACAAAACCAAAGAGUGCUUAACUUCUGCUCAGCAGCAAACAUCAACGUGAAGCAGUACUUGCCCCAUUACGAGACUCAAAGAGAGUGGAGAUCACACUUUGGAAACAGAUGGGAAACGUUUGCAAAGAGGAAACAUACGUAUGACCCUCUGGCAAUUCUAGCACCUGGUCACAGAAUUUUCCAAAAGGCAACACAGUUAUCUCCCAUCCAACUUCUCUAAGCCAAAAAAGGCAACGUGAUAUAUACAGUCCUCAAAGGCACCACUAGAGCUAUCAUGCAGCCGCCACCAACCUGUAAAUCACAAACGUAAAAGUUCCCAGUGUUCAUUCUAAACGGCUCAGCUAGACAGCAAGAGAGUGGUAAAUUCUUAUUUUUUGUUUCUUUCUUUUGUAAAGCAAUCAGCUAGGUAUGAUGCUCUAGUAACUAAGUAGGGUUAUACAUAUCUAUCUCUGUUUUGUGCCAUUUUAAAUGAGGAAGGCUAUGUAUGAUGUUCGACUCUUAUAAUAGUCCAAUAUCAUGGAACUGAAGAUCUUUUAUUAUAGAAGACAAACACACCUCAAAAAACAGUUAUUGAACACAAAACAUAACAAGUCCACUUCCUUUUAUUGAUAUUAAUAUGUGGACAAAGCCAAUGCUGGAUGAUGAUAUCGAGCAACUGGAGUGAGCUACAGCUUAAGAGCUUGAGAAUGGUGAGUGAUGUGGUCUUCGAU
Molecule: messenger RNA, 2533 nt
Organism: Brassica rapa (field mustard)
Lineage: Eukaryota; Viridiplantae; Streptophyta; Magnoliopsida; Brassicales; Brassicaceae
Product: cytokinin dehydrogenase 1
Biological process (GO): cytokinin metabolic process
Molecular function (GO): FAD binding; cytokinin dehydrogenase activity
Source: RefSeq, a predicted model, not a curated record